Messenger RNA from Bactrocera oleae (olive fruit fly), 4998 nucleotides. RefSeq lists its product as uncharacterized. The record is from RefSeq and is a predicted model, not a curated record. Gene Ontology annotation, molecular function: DNA-binding transcription factor activity, RNA polymerase II-specific. Gene Ontology annotation, cellular component: nucleus. Gene Ontology annotation, biological process: regulation of transcription by RNA polymerase II. Lineage: Eukaryota; Metazoa; Arthropoda; Insecta; Diptera; Tephritidae.
CAGCAAGACGAUCUCUUACUUUACGGUUGUGUUUUGUCGCAAUGUCCGGUGUUGCGCAGGACCAAAAUUAGACGAAUUCAGUGUUUGUACGAUGUGUUGACUGAGUAGUGAGUGGUACGCGAUCUCAACGACGAAGAGUAACGAAAGCAUGGGCGUCAUCAACAGCACGUAUGAGUAAAUUGACUAACUAGCAAGCAGCUAACGGCUCGGAUGUUCGAAUUGACAUUUUCAAAAACUUAAGAACUCUGUCGAACACAAAUUGUUUGAGACUUGUAAACGCAAAUCACGCCCCUCAAUAAACUCCACCCACAAUUCAUUUAAUGUCGUUCAUAAUGUUUUUGAAUUGAAAAUCUGUGCCUCUGUGUGUCAUACUAACGCACUGCUCACCGUGUCCAUAGCCACCUUAGCUGCCGGAAGUGACAACCGUUAGCCAACAACAAGUAGAAUUGUCACAAGUAGCGGCGACAACAUGCAAAAUGCCACCAGCGAUACUUGGACUUUAAAACCACAACAACAACAACGUGUAAAAUUGUCAAUUAGAGUGUAACAAAACAACAGCUGCAACAAAAACAAAAAGUGCAACAGUAAAAAGACGCAAGCACAAGCAACGUAAACAACAAAAGUGUUGCAACAACUAAACAACAACAGCAACAAUAAUAAGCAAAUCGGUAAUAGAUAUUAACUGUAACGCGCAGCAACUUGCCGCAACACAGUUAACAACAUCCGUCGGUGCGAUACACCGCAACGACUUGAGGAGGAAGUGCACCGGCGCGCGUCUGCUCGCUCACACGCUCCACAACGCCAGCGAGAGCGCAAUAAAGGAUGCCAACAAGUAGUUACAACAACAACAUGCAACAGAGAUUUGAAAGCGACAGUCACUUAAAAUAACAGUUGUGCACAAGCUGCCCACAAGACGAAGAAGAAGAAGCAGUGAAAUAAAUUAGAAAAAACGGUGCCGAUCAUUUGAAUUGUGAUUUGUGAUUUCUUCCUGCCUGACCAACUGGUUGUCGGCCUCACAAGCUGCCGCACGCCACCCAACUACCUGCUCUCCGCUACAGACUGACCGCGUCUGGCUGGCGUUUAUCUACCUAGCGGCCGGGCAGCGGAUAUCCGUUCCGUUUGCAAUUAUAUCGGGUGUCCGUUGUGCAAUUAAUUGCGAACAGUCUCGAUUCAGUUGCGGGAAACUUAUGCGACGUGGCGUCCCUACGUCCAAGCCAUCAAGCAAACAAACACUCUUACAUACACACACGCUCGUACGCUUCGCGCAGUCGCGUAAUUUCGUUGCGCAUUUGCAAUUUAUCCGGAAAACCUAUUCACAGCAGCCAGACAGUGCAACGCGGUGCAUUUUCGAUAAGUGCUGACCAGCAACGGCGGCCGUGGUGUCAACGUCUGCGUCGACAACGACAACGACGCCGGCGUCAGCUGCAAAGUUGAGAUUGGUUGGUGUAGCCAAUUGCUAGUGCUACUCAACUUCAUAACUAUAGAAAACCAAAAACAAAAGCAAUAUAAUCGCAAGCUAACAACCAGUAGCAACAACAACAACUAUAAAACGUAAAUGCAACAUUGAGAUUUCCAAGCACCCAGAAUACGAAUACCUAUGCGUUUCACAACAAGGCGACGCUCAGCAGACACUGUGAUGAGUUUAAGUAACGCCCACAAGCAUUUAAGUUUCAUCUAUAAGCCAGCAACAAAUUUGAUACAAAACGAAACACCCUAGUGAUGAGAGAGAAGGAUCACUCACCAAGAAAAAUGCUACCCAGCCCUAAGCAAGGGUCCGUUUAUCCAUUAUUAGGCCUUGUGCCCACCACUACCUAUGCAUCACAAGUACCUUAUGACCUAUCGGUGACGGCGACGCGCACCUCAACGGCUGCUUUGGGUACGUCGCCACUCUCGCUCACCAUAUCUGCCUUAAGUCAAAGCCACAAUGAAGCAAAAAACCGUAAGCGGUGCAGCAGUUACGAUCAGCCGCUUGACCUGCGACUGGCACAUAAAAAGCACGACGGCUCCAAUACAAGCGGCGCUUCCUCACCGCUGGAGGAUGAGAACAGCAAUCUCAUAUACAAUAUUACCAACUACAACAACUCCAACUGUCACACCAAACCCACAAGCGCUGCAUCGCCUAGCAAUCAUAAUUCCCAACAUGCGCAAACGCCGUCGCAAACUGCGCAAAUAUUAAACUGCCGUUCACAGCGUGAAGUUUCACCGACGGAUGUCGGUUGUGAGAAGGAGCUCAAUAACAACACUCUACCAUCUCUAUGUGCGGACGCAAUCGCCGCUAAUCUGGAAAGUUUGAGCGGCAAGCAUAACAAACGCUUGCGCACGCAAAAGUCCGAUUUGGGUGUAGCAUGCUUGCGCAUCACAGAGUCAUUGCAUUUGAAUGCCGCCGCCGCAGCAGCGGCUGCAGAUCGACUGCCAUUCGUCUCAUCCGCUUUGCAUCCCACACUGCUAGAGGCGAUGGCGAAGGCCAUACCACUGCCUUACCGUAACCCUUUUGUGCUGCCGCGUCCACCUACAGCCAGUUCCUUUUCUUUUCUGCAACCGCCGCUGCAGAAGGAAAUGCUGCCCGGUUCGAUGCAGCUGUCGCAGUCACCCUCUAAUGAGACGCCUCUGGAGUUCCAUUUCGAUAGUAGCGGCAACCGAAGCAGUUUAUCCGAUGCGCUAACUCAUCCGCACGUCAGCGGCAACAUGAGCGCUGGUGCCAACAAGGCUGCACUAAAUGCGGGUAAUGGUAAUAACGGGUGCGCAGGUGGUGGUGCAUCAAAACACUUGCAACAGCAAAUUACCCACAAUCAGCAGCAAUUAAACCACCAUGCGCGUCAGCAGCAACUUACAAAUAGCGGCGGUAGUCGCGCAACGCUAACUACGGACGGCGUGGCAAUGCAUCACAAUAGCAAGAAGUCAGUGGCCACGUCACGUGCCAAUCUGCAUUCGAAUGCACCCAGCAACUCUGCGACCGCGCAGUAUAAAAGCAAAGAUCGAUACACAUGCAAGUUUUGCGGGAAAGUCUUUCCGCGUUCCGCUAAUCUAACUCGCCACCUACGCACGCAUACCGGUGAGCAGCCGUACAAGUGCAAAUACUGUGAACGUUCCUUCAGCAUAUCCUCGAACUUGCAACGUCAUGUGCGUAACAUACACAACAAAGAGCGUCCGUUCAAAUGCGAAAUCUGUGAACGUUGCUUUGGCCAGCAAACGAAUUUAGAUCGUCAUUUGAAGAAGCACGAAAGUGAUGCGGUAUCCCUAGGUCUGGGCAUGAACGAGCGCAUACGCAGUCUACGUCGUGGUGGCUACUGCGACAAUCCUACUGAAGAGUCCUACUUCGAAGAGAUACGUUCCUUUAUGGGCAAGGUGACACAGUUACCACUUGCCGCUGCAACGGCAGCGUCCGGCUCUACAAUAAACCAAUCCACGUCGGUCGGUAAUCAGGCGAUAGCACCGAAAUCACCAUCGACACGUAGUUCCACCUCAAGCAGUUCCGAACGCGAUUCAUCCACCAGUGGUGGCGGUUUGCAAAUAGUGCAAAACGAUAUGUUUUUAGAACCAGAAGCGGAGGCCGACAACGAAAUUGAAACGGAAGUCGGAGAGGAGUUUGGGAGUAGAAGCGCUAAUCAAAUGGAUGUGACAACGACGCCAGUAAAGAAGUGUAAAGAUGAUAACGAGACGACGACAACAACUUCAAAGUCAAUAACUACUGCAACAACAGCAACAGCAGCAGCUGUGACAAAAAGAGAUGCUACCCGAACUGCGCGACAGUCAGGCGACAAAAGUUUGUACUUUUCGCAAUCGGACGUGUGUUUCAAACGUGACAGCAGCAGUAAUAGUGGCAGCCCACUAUGCGCCACCUGACCUGGCUGCCGGCCACUGUUGAUUCACCCACUAUAUCUGCGCAUUUAGUUUGUAGUGUGAAUUUUAUUGAAUGCAAUUAAAAGUUAUAAUAUUAUAUAUUCGUGAAUUAAGAGUGCGGAUAGUGGCAUAUUUCUAUGUACAGUUAGAUUUAGAUAAAAAUAUUCUCGAGGUGUAUGCUAUGAGUGCUAUGAGUAAUAAGCAUAGGAACUUUGUACUCUGAGAUUUAUUUGAUUGGCCAGUAACGAUAGUAAAAGUUCACGUAAGGGUCAAAAAGAACAAUAACUACAAUAAGUACUGUAUCCUCGAAAAAUUUUCCAACCAGAAAUUUUGUGUGUUUUGAAGUAAGGCUUCUAGCAAUUUUUAUGGAAUUCCAGAUAUAAGCAAUAUCAUUUUAUGAACGUUUAAAAAAGCUUCAGUAAAGCACUUCAUACAAAAAUAAACGAGAAAAUUGCAUACCUUUAGGCGUGCACUCUUUUCUUUCUACAAUUUUUUUUCGCGAUUAAGCAAUUCCAAUGUGUACACUAAACAAUUAUGACUUUACUCCUAUUUUUAUAUAUAUUUUUUCAAUAAAAACUUCCUUGUACGUACAAUAUAUUUUAUUUAAAGCUUGUGUAUGUGUUUCUAUAAGAAAAUCCUUUUUUACUUAGUCCUACUUUUACAUGCACAUAAAUGUAUAUAUGUAUGUAGUUAUAUGAACUUUUCUAGGUUAUGUAAAACGACUAGUUCUUUUGUGUAGAAUAUUAACGAGUGCUUUUUGUGUAUUUAGCUCGUGUAAACACUCAAUCAACAGCCUAUUUCUUAAUCGUUAAAUUAUUUAAGUUACUGAAAUUUUUGUUAAAAAUAGUUCAUAUAUUAUUUGUUUAUCUUAAGUACCUUUAUUAGUUUGUUAAAGAGAAAUUUAUCAAAUUGCCAAUGAAUAAAGCAAUGCAGUUGAGAAAUUAAACUCAUAUAACUAUUAAUGUUGAUGCUAGGAACUCAAAGAGGCAAAUUACUAAAUUUCGCCUUCAUCACUUACCGCCGCAUAACACCGUAAGUAUAAUCAUCUUCAGUUAGCUCAAUUUGUAGAGUGGCGAAUCGAACAAGCAAAUGGUAAAAAUCAAAACGUCACACCUUGAUUUUAUUUUGAUAUUAUCGAUUUAACAUAAACCAAACCAU